This is a messenger RNA of Perca fluviatilis (European perch), 2926 nucleotides long. RefSeq names its product LysM, putative peptidoglycan-binding, domain containing 4 (gene lysmd4). The transcript is spliced from 3 exons. The record is from RefSeq and is a predicted model, not a curated record. The coding region runs from base 324 to 1133 and encodes 269 amino acids. NCBI's taxonomy places the organism in Eukaryota, Metazoa, Chordata, Actinopteri, Perciformes, Percidae.
GGCUGAAGAUGCUUGGUCAGCUUCCUAAUGAGAACAGGACUGAUGAGGAAAAUCUAGACACUGGAGGAGUUAGCUAACUCCAGAAGAUGGCAGUAGUGCAAAAUUAAGGCUGCAAGCUGUCGGUAAAACACAAAGAAGAAGAAGUAGGCUAACCAGUAGCUAGCGCCGCGCCACAAGUUGCUGUUGUAAUAUGUUAGUAGCAGGUAGGACUGCUGUGGGAAGGUGGUGUCCUGCAAUACUGUUGCCAAAGCAUUUGGAUAAGGUAACUAGUUGGGGACAGGAGAGCAAAGUCUUUGACACUGUAUUUCUGUUGGUGCUAGAUUAUGCGGCGAGGGGAGCACGUUUCACGGGCUUUCCAGGCCCCGGUGGAUGUCCAUGCCAGUGCUGAUGGCCAGGUUUACAUGUUCAAUAGGAGGCCCAAUGAGUCUACUGUAUCCUCAGAUGAUGAGGAGCUUAACGUCAUGGAGAUGAGGCCGCGGGUUUUCCAAGAGCAAGAACAGGACAGUCUGAGGAACAUCCAGCUGCUGGAGCGGGAGUUGUUAGAUGGUGACAACCUCAACAAGCUUGCACUACAAUAUGGCUGUAAGGUGGCAGAUAUAAAGCGGGUGAACAACCUUAUGCAGGGGCAAGAUUUAUUUGCACUGAAAUCUAUCAAAAUACCUGUUCAGAAACACAGCUUUUUAAUGGAGAUGUGCACAGACCUAGGUGACCCUCAAGGAGAAAUACCACAUUCAUCCACCCCACCAGUAAAGCCUCCGGACCGAGCCAGAGCCCAACCACAUCUACAGGAGGUCACAGACUUUCUAAUGGAUGUGGACCACGAUAUUGAAAAACUGAUUCAGAUCACAAAUGAUCAAGAUGAGGAUUUCUUGUUAAACUCAGAAAAACAGCAACGGUUUGGUUCCAGAGGACAGCGCCUGACCAGUCACGGUGCAGACUGGGGCAUCCAGUGGUGGAAUGCUGUAGUGGCCAUGCUCCUGAUAGGCAUCGUCCUGCCAUUAUUUUAUGUGAUUUAUUUCAAAACAAAAGAUAAUGGAGUAGUUUUACCAACGGAUGGUAGUGGUGCUUUACAGUCAUCCACCAUCUCGUCAAACUCCUCGGGGACAGGCCUUAGUACAAGAGGACCAGGAUAGUACAGACUCAGAAAACCAGAAUCAUUUUUGAAAACUGUUGGGUAAGAUGGUCUCAGAAGUAGGUGACAAUCAAGAUAAAGCAAUGCAAUACCACCACGUUUCAGUAAAUGUCACCUUUUAAUGUUAUACUAUAAAUGCGAUGCUUGAGACAGAUACUUCAUUGAAUGUCUUGAAGUGAAAUGGCUGAACACUGUUCUCAUUUGUGUGACAAUUUAGGACACUAAUGUUUUUUUCAACCAGCUUUCAGAGUACUGUUUCCUAUUGAUCCUAUUGAUCCCUGAUCCUUUGUUUUCAAAACAGUUGUGUUGGGAUUAUAGGUCCUCAGGUGCUUUACUAAAUGUGAGGUAUUAAAUGGUUGUGUCUUAAACCUCCUCACAUGACACACGCUGAAUAAUUGCAAAUGGAAAAUGUAUUUGUCUGUGUAGACUUUAUCACAGCCUGCCUUUCCACUAGUGCCUGUUGUCAGUAUCAACAAGUGUCAUCAUAUCUGUGUCAUAUUGGGCGCAAUCUUGAUAUCUGUUCCAAUACAGUAAUAUAUUUUUAAACAUUUGCCUAAAAAUGAUAAAAUGAGAGACAAAUUUAAAGUUGAACUGUAUUUGACAUGGGUUUGAUCAUUAAUUGUGUGCCUUGUUUGAUUUAACUUAUUUGUGGCUGUGUUUUGUGUUUACAUUAAGAAUUUCGUGCAAUACACAUUUUAGUAGAUUAUAUGUAUUCAUUUGACACCUUGCAAUAUUUAAAAUACAAGGUGUUGCAUUUUGAAAAUGACAUUUAGUCAUCUAUAAUUUCCCUGAAUUAAGUGUGAGAUAUAAUUAAAAACAAGUACUUAAUUUUCAGGUUUAAACAGUAUUGCAUACUCCAUCUUACGUUGUUUGAUGGGUAAUUGAGUCCACCAUGAGCAGGUGGUGAAUUUGCGUUGUCCAAUGCACUUUUUAAAGUCUGAAGUAUUUUAAUUUAUGAAACUGGAUUUUGUUGACAUAUUUUUUUAAGUCAAUUUGAAACCAUUUUGAUGGAAAAAUAGACAUGAUUGAUGUGCAAGAACAUUUUUAUAAAGCAUGUUAGUAUUCUCUGACAUGAUGUCUUUUCUUUUGUCUGUUUUUCUUUAACUUAUCUUUCUUAUUUUAUACUUGUGUAUUGAGAUUAUACACACAGACACACAAUUUGCUGGGAUUAGAAUACUGACAGCAAAUCUACAGCGAAAUAUAUAAACAUAUUUUAAUAGAAUAAUUACUUUAUUAAGGACACAAAAAAGGUAGAGAUAGAGUAUGUACUGUAUUUUGGCAGUAUACUGUUUUGAUUAGUUGCAGUACCUACAGUUACCAAAAGAUGGCAUUGUGCACAAACUGUUGCUGUGGCGUUUGUUGUUGGAGGGAUGGAGUCAGACAAUACUACUUGACAGCUUCUGAGUAGGACUGCAAGUAGCAUGAUUAUAUGGUUUGAUAUAUCGAUUUGGGAUUACAAAUGAUUGUAAAAACAUAGUUUUUAUUGAUAAACAAGGCCUGUGGAGCUGCUUGUAGCCAAUUUGGACACAAUUACUCAUUGUAUUUACAGUAAAAUCCAAAGUAUACAAAUACAGUAUGUAAGGAACAACUGCAAUGUGAUUUAGAAAGAUUUGCUGAAGAGUUACAUCACUCAAACACCAUGCAAAGGUUUAAGAUAAAUGCCAGUUUCCCAUGUCUUGCCUGGAUUGGCAUUGAGAGAAAACGACUCUUCGUAACUUGUUAGCUGUCAAGUGAAAGGGUGAAUUUAAGUUGUAAUAUGUGUGGCAUGAUUAAAAACAUGUAAUUUGAACAGUA